ACAGAAUGUCGUUAUUACAGAUUGAAUCAUUCAAUAAAUCUUGUUACCCCUUACCACCUCGCUGCUUAUCAUUCAAUUCAAACCCCAACACUUUAUUUUAUCUCAUUGGAACCAAUCUUUCUUUCCACCAAACUCAGUCAGUCCCAAUUUUCAACUUUAUCCAUUCGCCUCGUUUCUCCCAAUAAACCCUUAAUCUUUUCUUUUUUUCUUUCUUUUUUUCAUCAAGAUAAGGAAGACAUAAACAUUAAACAUAAACCAUAGUACUCUCUCUGUUUCAACCAAGAUGAUGAGAAGAACACGUGAAGAUGAACAAUCACGUGCUUUCUACGACCUAUCUGCAAUCCUUCUCAACCUCCUCCGCUCACCACCAACGCCGUUGAAUUUCUCCAAUCAUCCACCGGAGCAACCGUUACGGCGUUUACCUCCACCUCAAAUCUCACCCGCGGGUUUUGCCUCCCUUCUUCUGGGAAUUUCGAUGGCUUUGAUGCUCUGUGGAUCUGUCACGUUCUUUAUUGGGUUUGUUUUGAUGCCAUGGGUUAUUGGAUUGAUUAUGGUUCUCUAUGUUGCUGGAAUUGUUACCACUCUCUCUGAUAUAGGUCGUUCUGUUCUCUGUUAUAUCAUGGCGGCGCCGGAGCCACCGCCGCGUAAAGAUAUUCCAGCGUGGAAGCUAAUGUGAGUACCAAUUGGAGAAAGAAAUCGAAGAUACAUCGUUUGAUUUUGUGGCGCAUCAUGCAAGUUACGUAUAUAACAAUUUCCACAUUAUGGAGCUUCCUUCUCCUCUUAUUAUUAGAUGCAAGAAACGUGGAUAUAUGGUUUUUUAAAUCAAGUUACUGAAUUUUGUGGAUAUGAAAUCUCUUUGCAUUACAAAUAUAGGGAAGUAAAAAUUAUGUGCCCCCUCCUUCCCCUGUUAUAAGUUGUUUUUACUUACAUGAGUUUAUAAUUGAAAUCUUAAUAUUAGGAUUUGUUAAUUUCCUUUUGUUCAGUUUGAAACAUAUCAUUAACUGUAUCAUAAACUAUAAAGAGAAGGAAAAUAUGAUUUGGCUCAUUGGCUGUACUAAGAAAGAAUAUUUGGAAUCUGUAUGUACCAUACCAGCCGAAAUUAUUUUAUUUGGCA
Messenger RNA from Medicago truncatula (barrel medic), 1114 nucleotides. RefSeq lists its product as uncharacterized. The transcript is spliced from 2 exons. NCBI's taxonomy places the organism in Eukaryota, Viridiplantae, Streptophyta, Magnoliopsida, Fabales, Fabaceae. The record is from RefSeq and is a predicted model, not a curated record. Bases 284 to 676 code for a protein of 130 amino acids.